CAGUAACUACAGCACGCCCACGUUCUGCAAAGGUCGGGUGUAAACAGCCAACCGCUUCCCCACACGACAACCUAACAGCAACGGUCAACUCUCUCUCUCUCUCUCUCUCUCAUCCACCCGCUCGCUCCACCGCGUGUGCUCGCUCACCCGCUCGCCAUGGACCCCAUUUGACCGCUCAUGAUUCUCGCGUAGGCCCUUCCUUUUCCGCCCUCACCGGCGAGUUGCGUGUCCGUCUUUCUUCUUGUUCCUCCUCCUCUUCUUCUUCUCCGCUCCUCGUCUUUCCCCUUUUGGGGCUUCAUCUUCUGGGACGCCUUCUUCCCUCUUCCCUGCCACUUCGUCCCCGCCGCACCGUUUCCUGGCCCGCGGCGAGUGGCGUCGCCCGCUGCAUCCAUCCAAACGGGCCCCAACCAAGACGCUAACCCGCCUUCGAAACGCCUAAACGUCAUCGUCAUCGUUUCACACACUCACCAUGGGCGCCGGCAACCCGGGCCAGCUCGACGGCCCGCCCGCCCUCGGCGAGCUCCAGCAGAACCAGCAAGAGCCCGCCCGAUCCCCCCGCAAGGCCCGAGACGACGCGCCAAAGUACACCUGGGGCAACAUCUCCCUCAAGCCCGCCCGGUCCCGCGACCCUUCCCCCGAGAAGCCCAAGAAGCCGCGGCCCGGCGCCAACCUGGUCGGCCUGCUGUCCCGGCCCAAGUCGCUCAAGAACCUCUACAAGCUGGCCACCGACGACGAGGCCCGAGCCGCCAAGGACAAGGAGAACAGGACGCCCGACGAGCCGACGGGCGCCAUGCUACCGCCCCCCAUAUUCGCCCAGUUCACGUCCGACGCGACGUCCCAGCGGGAGCAGCGGGUGCGUUCGUCCGUAGACAUUGGUAGCCCCCGCCCCAUCGUCAAGGAGCGUCCGCAGUCGCUCCACGUGCCCAGGAUGCAUGGCGAGCCCGACGCGCGGCAGCCGUCCACGGGGAAACCGACGAGCCACCUGCAUAGAGGCAAGGUGCUCGGCGCGUUUGCCAACCUGACGGGCCGCACCGGGUCCGCAGAGUCGCGCCCCAAGGAGCCCGAGUGCGACACCGAGGAGCUCAACCGGCAGCUCGAGGCCCUCCUGGACCGACGCAACAUCCCCGAGAACCAGCGCUACAAGAUGCGGAACCUCAGCACCGCCAUCAAGCUCGAGUUCAUCCACCAGGACCGCGCCGAGAUGCACGCGGCCACGGCGGAGCGCUCGGCCACCCUCGACAGCAACGCCAGCAGUGACGCGCCGGCGGCGACGCCCACGGGGUCCGACUGCGAUGACGAGAAGCCCAAGCGCGGCCGCGGCCGCAGCUUUACCUUUUCACGCGGCAAAAAGGAGCGAUCCUCGUCCAAGAAGCCCAAGGGCGAGGGCACGCUGGGCCGCCACUUCCGGUCAAAGUCGACGGACAGCGUGGCGAGCGAUCGGCCCGCGUCGUCGGGCAGCUUCUCGUCGGGCGGCGGGUUCCUUGCCAAGGUUAAGCUCCAGCAAGGGCCCGGCGACUACGUGGGAUAUCUCCGCAAGGUGCAGAAGCCGCAGCUGGUCGAGGUGGGCAAGCUGCACAAGCUGCGGCUGCUGCUCCGCAACGAGACGGUGUCGUGGAUCGAGGAUUUUAUCCAGCAAGGCGGCAUGAGGGAGAUUGUCGGCCUGCUCAACCGCAUCAUGGAGGUGGAGUGGAGAGAGGAGCACGAGGACGCGCUGCUCCACGAGAACCUGCUGUGCCUCAAGGCGCUGUCGACGACGGCCCGCGCCGUGGAACACCUGCACUCGGUGCAGCACGACCUGUUCCCCAAGCUCCUGCACAUGCUCUUCGACCCGGACAAGAAGGGCCCGAGCGAGUUCACGACGCGCAACAUCAUCACGUCGGUGCUGCUCACCUACAUCGAGUCGGCGGCCCCCGCGGAGCGCAUCGGCCGUGCCACGAGCGUGCUGCGGCACCUCCGCGACCCGGAUCCCAAGGAGAGCGACCGCCCGCUGCCGUUUGUGCUCGAGAUGCACCGCGAGCGCCCGUACCGCGUGUGGUGCAAGGAGGUGGUCAGCGUCACCAAGGAGGUGUUUUGGAUCUUUCUCCAUAACCUCAACGUGGUGGCCCUCGCGUCGGACAACAACAGCGCCGAGCAGGUGCAGAAUCAGAAUCAGGAGCAGCCAUCGUAUGCCUACAUGCUCCGCCACUUCCCGCCGGAGCGGCCGCCCGUGCCCGCGGCGCCCUACGUCGGCGGCGUCGAGUGGGACGCGACCAACUACCUGGCGUCGCACCUGGAUCUGAUGAACGCGGUGCUGGCGUGCACGCCCACGGCCGCACGGCGCAACGCCCUGCGCGGCGAGCUGCGCAUCUCGGGCUGGGAGCGCUGCCUCGGCGGCAGCCUGCGGCUCUGCAAGGAGAAGUUUUACGGCUCCGUCCACACGGCGCUGCGGACGUGGGUCGCCGCCGCGGCCGAGGACGGGUGGGACGUGCGCGACGUGCGCUUCGGCCCGCCCCCGGAGGCGCGUGCAUCGCCCCGAAAGACCGCCGGCGGCGGAGGAGGUGGUGGUGGUGGUGGGCAGAAGACCAAGGUCGAGGACGCGCCCCGGCUAGACAUGCCCAAGCUUGACCUGGGGCUGGCGUCGGCGGACAAGGACGCCUGGCUGUGAGGGAGGCAGCAGGCCGGGCCGGACACAAGAUGAUGUGCCACAGAACACAGAACGCGGAAUGCAGAGCGCAGAACGCAGGGACAGAGAGCAUGGAAGGGGGCGGGGGGGCUGAAGAUGGGGGAAGAGGAGCAGAAACAAGCUCUCCAGGUUUGGUGGUGAGAGGACCGCUCCAAGAUCCCUCCCCCUCCACAUACAGAAUCAUGGAAGACGUUGUUGGGUCUCGGCAUGGCGAUUGUCUCUUUGGCUCAGGCUCCGCCGGGGACACGUUUUGGGAGGGAGGGAGGGCGACGAAUCAUCAAUGGGUGUUCUUGUUUUCUUGUUUCGGUCUUUGUUUUCGCAUUGUCUAUACUCAUGGGCGUCGCUGCUCUGUAUGAUUGCAUGAGAUGAAUUGACGACAUGACGAGCUGCGUGGGCCGCAGCCGUCUUUUUUUCCUUUUUUUUCCCUUUACAGUAGUUACCGUUGAGAGCCUCUCCUACAUGAAACAUACGCACCCUCCUCUCUGCUGACGUGUGUGGUGGAGCAGAGCAGCUGCUGAC
Messenger RNA from Purpureocillium takamizusanense, 3181 nucleotides. RefSeq lists its product as uncharacterized. The record is from RefSeq and is a predicted model, not a curated record. The transcript has 3 exons. The coding region runs from base 470 to 2644 and encodes 724 amino acids. NCBI's taxonomy places the organism in Eukaryota, Fungi, Ascomycota, Sordariomycetes, Hypocreales, Ophiocordycipitaceae. Gene Ontology annotation, biological process: actin cytoskeleton organization. Gene Ontology annotation, molecular function: small GTPase binding; actin binding.